Suhomyces tanzawaensis NRRL Y-17324 is the source of this 2045-nucleotide messenger RNA. RefSeq names its product bifunctional phosphoribosylaminoimidazolecarboxamide formyltransferase/IMP cyclohydrolase (gene ADE17). Lineage: Eukaryota; Fungi; Ascomycota; Pichiomycetes; Serinales; Debaryomycetaceae. Gene Ontology annotation, biological process: 'de novo' IMP biosynthetic process. The coding region runs from base 213 to 1985 and encodes 590 amino acids. Gene Ontology annotation, cellular component: cytosol. The transcript has a single exon. The record is from RefSeq and is a predicted model, not a curated record. Gene Ontology annotation, molecular function: IMP cyclohydrolase activity; phosphoribosylaminoimidazolecarboxamide formyltransferase activity.
GGAAUCGCCAGGGCGUAGCCACUGGCUGCCCCCAGCCCUAUCUUGAUCUUGCCAGGUCAGCUGACGUUAUCUACCGAGUCAGAUUUGACUCCAUCUAAUAAUCGGUACCAAAUUUUUCUAGCCGGGCGUGCGCACGACCUGGAAUCUAUAAGAUUGUCAAGGAGCUCAAUUCCACCAAUUCUACUUUCUUUGGUAUACAAUCGCAUAUCAUUAUGACUACCUACACUAAAACAGCAAUCUUGUCUGUCUACGACAAAACAGGUUUAUUAGACUUGGCCAAGGGAUUGGUUGCUGCCAAUGUUCGUAUCUUGGCGUCUGGUGGUACCGCCAAGUUGGUUCGUGGUGCUGGAUUCCCAGUUGAGGAUGUCUCCACUAUCACUAAGGCCCCAGAAAUGUUGGGUGGUAGAGUCAAGACUUUGCAUCCAGCCGUUCACGGUGGUAUUUUGGCCAGAAACUUGGACAGUGACGAAAAGGACUUGGAAGCCCAAGGAAUUGAAAAGGUUGACUUCGUUGUCUGCAACUUGUACCCAUUCAAGGAGACUGUCUCCAAGGUUGCAGUCACCAUUGAGGAAGCCGUCGAAGAAGUUGAUAUUGGUGGUGUCACCUUGUUGAGAGCCGCUGCUAAGAACCACGCCAGAGUCACCAUCUUGUCUGAUCCAAAGGAUUACGCCGGUUUCUUGGAAGAAUUGAAGAGCGGUGAAAUCUCCGACCAAGCCAGAAACAGAUACGCUCUCAAGGCUUUCGAGCACACUGCUGACUACGACGUUGCCAUUUCUGACUUCUUCAGAAAGCAAUACUCGGAGAACGUCUCUCAAUUGCCAUUGAGAUACGGUGCCAACCCCCACCAAAAGCCAGCACAAGCCUUUGUCUCUCAAGGUGAAUUGCCUUUCAAGGUCUUGAACGGUUCCCCAGGCUACAUCAACUUGUUGGAUGCCUUGAACUCUUGGCCAUUGGUCAAGGAAUUGUCCGCUUCCUUGAACUUACCAGCCGCUGCUUCUUUCAAGCACGUUUCCCCAGCCGGUGCCGCCGUUGGCUUGCCAUUGUCUGACAUCGAAAAGAAGAUCUACUUCGUUGAGGACAUCGAAAACUUAUCUCCAUUGGCCAAUGCCUACGCCAGAGCUAGAGGUGCCGACAGAAUGUCUUCUUUUGGUGACUUCAUCGCCUUGUCCAACAUUGUUGACUUGCCAACCGCCCAAAUCAUCUCCAAGGAGGUUUCUGAUGGUGUGAUUGCUCCAGGUUUCUCCGAUGAAGCAUUGGAAAUCUUGAAGAAGAAGAAGGGUGGUAAGUACUGUGUUUUGCAAAUCGAUCCAAACUUCACCCCAGACCAAUUGGAAUCGAGACAAGUCUACGGUAUAACCUUACAACAAAAGCGUAACGACGCCAUCAUCAAGGGUACCUCUUUCAAGGAAUUUGUGUCCAAGAACAAGCAGUUGACUGAGCAAGGUGCCAUUGACUUGACCGUUGCUACCAUUGCAUUGAAAUACACUCAAUCCAACUCCGUGUGUUACGCUAAGAACGGUAUGGUGAUCGGUUUAGGUGCUGGUCAACAAUCUCGUAUCCACUGUACCAGAUUGGCUGGUGACAAGGCCGACAACUGGUGGUUCAGACAACACCCCAAGGUUUUGGGCUUCAAGUGGGCCAAGGGUGUCAAGAGACCUGAGAAGUCCAACGCCAUUGACUUGUAUGUGACUGGUCAAAUACCAACCACUGAGCCAGAAAAGACCGAAUACGAAUCUAAGUUUGCUGAAUUGCCAGAACCAUUAACCCAAAAGGAAAGAGAAGAAUGGUCUGCCAAGUUGGAAAACGUCGCCUUGUCUUCCGAUGCCUUCUUCCCAUUCCCAGACAAUGUCUACAGAGCUGCCAGAUCUGGUGUCAAGUACAUUGCCGCCCCAUCCGGUUCCGUUAUGGACAAGGCCGUUUUCGGAGCUGCCGACUCUUUCGACAUUGUUUACGUCGAAAACCCAAUCCGUUUGUUCCACCAUUAGUGUAUUUUAAUUCUUGGAGUCUAGACUUCAUUAGUUACGUUUAAUCAAGAUCAUCAUUAG